Molecule: messenger RNA, 543 nt
Organism: Apis florea (little honeybee)
Lineage: Eukaryota; Metazoa; Arthropoda; Insecta; Hymenoptera; Apidae
Product: microtubule nucleation factor SSNA1
Cellular component (GO): centrosome; ciliary basal body
Source: RefSeq, a predicted model, not a curated record
CAUGCGUUAAAAAUAAUGUCUUAUAAACUCCGCGCCAAAACUAAAAUCUUUGUUUGGAUUUAUACAUGUUACUAGAUGUAUGAUUUGGAGUAAAUUAUUGGCGAAUUUUUUAAAUAGAUAAAUAAUUUCUUAUUAAUUAUAAAAAUAUUACAACUCUAUUAUUUGUACAUGGAGGGUUUGAAAUGUCCCAACACGGUGCUGCUUUACAAGCAUAUAAUCAAGAACUUGUAAAGUGUUUAGAAGAAAUGAAAUUAAGACGUACAGAAUUACAAGCAGAAAUUGAAUCUCAAGAAGAAGAAAAAAAUUAUUUGCAAAGAGAAAUAGAAAAAUUAUCUUAUAAAUUAACACGCUUAAAUGACAGUUUAACUAAAAGAAUAGCUGUCAGAAAUGAAUAUGAUAGAACUAUUGCAGAUACAGAAACAGCAUAUAUAAAGAUUUUGGAAAGUUCACAACUUCUAUUAAAUAUGAUCAAGAGAGAAGCUACAAAUUUAGAUCAAACAUUACUUAAAACUAAUAUGGAUAAACAACAAAGUCAGUAAUAAA